GCUGCUCCUCAGCCUGGCACAUAUUGCACCUUCCUGCCACCCCGGGCAGUGUCUGGGCCCUCUGCUCCCCCUCCCUUCACCUGCCCCUUCCACCCACCACUACCAGCCCACUGGAGCCUGGCUGAGGCAGAGGAAAGACCAAGCCUAGAGACAUGGGAGUUCGAGGAGCAUUCCAUCUACUACUCGUGUGCCUGAGCCCAGCACUGCUGUCUGCUGUAAGGAUCAAUGGGGAUGGCCAGGAGGUCAUGUAUCUGGCAGAAGGUGACAAUGUGAGGCUAGGCUGCCCCUACCUCCUGGAUCCUGAAGACCUUGGCUCCAAUGGUCUAGACAUUGAGUGGAUGCAAGUCAACUCUGAACCCUCGCAUAGGGAGAACGUGUUUCUUACUUACCAAGACAAGAGGAUAAGUCACGGUAACCUCCCUCAUCUGCAGCAGAGGGUCCGCUUUGCAGCCUCAGACCCCAGCCAGUACGAUGCCUCCAUCAACCUCAUGAACCUGCAGGUAUCAGAUACAGCCACCUAUGAGUGCCGGGUGAAGAAGACCACCAUGGCCACCAGGAGGGUCAUUGUCACUGUCCAAGCACGUCCUGCGGUGCCCAUGUGCUGGGCUGAAGGCCACAUGUCAAAGGGCAAUGAUUUGGUACUGAAGUGCUUUGCCAACGGAGGCUCUCAGCCCCUUUCCUACAAGUGGGCCAGGAUCAGUGGGCACAGUCACCCCUACCGAGCUGGGUCCUACCACUCUCAGCACAGCUUCCACUCUGAGCUUUCUUACCAAGAGUCAUUCCACAGUUCCAUCAAUCAAGGCUUGGGCAACGGAGACCUGCUGUUGAAGAGUAUCAACGCAAAUGACGAUGGGCUCUAUCAGUGCACAGUGGCCAACCACGUGGGCUACAGUGUCUGUGUGGUAGAGGUAAAAGUCUCAGACUCCCAACGUGUGGGCAUGAUCGUCGGCUCAGUGCUGGGCUCUUUGCUCAUGCUGGCCUGCCUGGCAAUAGGCAUCUGGGGGCUCAUCUGCUGCUGCUGCGGAGGCGGCGGGGCUGGUGGCUCCCGCGGUGCCUUCGGCUACGGGGUCGGCGGCGGGGUCGGCGGAGGGGCCUGCGGCGACUUGGCUAGUGAGAUCAGAGUGGACGCCGAGGCGCCCGGGUGCAAGGCCAGCGGGCGCGGCAGCCGCGUCACCCACCUCCUGGGGUACCCGACGCAGAACGUCAGCCGCUCCCUGCGCCGCAAGUACGCGCCUCCGCCCUGCGGCAGCCCGGAGGACGUGGCCCUAGUGCCCCGCACCGCCUCCUCCGCCUGCGAAGCGGGCCCUUCCCCUGUCUACGUCAAGGUCAAGAGCGCGGAGCCGGCCAAGGGCGCUGACUGUGCGCAGGUCGAGCAGCGGUCGUGCAAGGACGGCCUUUUAGUGUGAGCGCGCAGCACUGGGCUGCGCCCCGGCUGGGGGGCGGUUCGGGGCUCUCCGCCCGCAGCUGGGGGACAGAUUCGGGCUGGCAGACCUGGCUCUCACCGGCCGCCUAGCGGCGGAGAGUUCAGGGGCAAUUUUCCUCAGAGAUGCCUAGGAGGGCAAUGCCUCCUCCUCUGAAGUUGGAGCAGGGGUUGGGGGUGGGGAUGGCGGGAGACAGAGGAAGACAGUUCACAACCCCACCCCACCCCACCCCACCCUGGCCCCGGGCUUCAGGGAGAGGAAGGGAGGAAAGCAGUCAUAUCCCAGAACCGCAGAGGUACAAGCCAGGUGUCCCCAGCCAAGGCAGAGGGCCCCCAGCCCUGGGUAGGUGGGGGUCAGGUCUGUAUUGCUCUAUGUGUGAGAUCUGAGCUCCAAGGCAACAGUGUUAGCACAAUAAAGAAGCUUAAAG
Molecule: messenger RNA, 1848 nt
Organism: Acomys russatus (golden spiny mouse)
Lineage: Eukaryota; Metazoa; Chordata; Mammalia; Rodentia; Muridae
Gene: Vsig8
Product: V-set and immunoglobulin domain containing 8
Exons: 7
Coding region: 153-1406 (417 amino acids)
Cellular component (GO): intracellular anatomical structure
Source: RefSeq, a predicted model, not a curated record